UAUCUAAAGUAGUCCUUCCACGCUACCGAACAUACCUCCCAAAAUCCCUCGUCGCGACCAGAUAAAAACCCUAGCAUUAGAUCCCUGAAACCCUAGUCCCUCUUCAUCUCCUCUCUUCCCUGCUCUUCUCUCUUUGAUGGCGGGAGCAGGAGGAAGAGGAGCUCCCGGAGCGAUGGAUUCGGCUUCGGUCGUCCCGAUGGAGGACACCAUCGAUGCCCUAAUGAACUACCUCGUCGCUCCUCUCCUCCCCUUGAGGGUCUCUUUGCAGGAGAUCCCUACCGAUGAUCAGCAGGAGGCUGUGGCGAGACAGAUUCAUGCAGUUGCGCUGCUCUAUAAUUAUUACCACCGGAAGCAGUUUCCACAACUUGAGUUUCUUGCUUUCGAGUCUUUCUGCAAAGCUGCUUCUAUAGCUAAACCAACUUUGAUGGCAUACUUAAAAUAUAUGCAUAAAUAUGAGGAUGGAUCAGGAGAUCUCGACAAACAGCUGUCAAUCACAGAAAAAAAGAUCAUGGAUGCCUGUAAUAUUUCUGAGGCAUUAGAUGCAUCAAAUAAUACUCCAAACAUGGAGGGUUGGCCAAUUUCCAAAGUUGCUGUUUUUCUAAUCAAUCAUACGAAAGAAAUAUGUUUGCUUCAGUUUGGAUCCUUAACUCAAGGUGUCUGGUCAUUGCUGGAACAAGAACUUGAAGAACCUAUUGAUAAUCAGGUAGAUGGCACCCAAAUGAACAAGAAUGCAUCAAAAAACAAAAGGAUUGCAUGUGGGUGUUCGCAUGGAUCUUCCGAAAAUGAUUAUGUGCUUCAGCAACUUGCAUUUUCUAUCCUGGAGCAAAAAGCAGGUAUUAAUCAUUCAAAUUGUUGUAUUCUGGAACAUCAUUUGGCGUAUUCAUUAAGUCAGGAGAAGACAACUACUAGGUUGUAUAUAGUGAAGUACACAAAAACAGUUAGUGAGGAACUCAGGGAAAUUAAUGUCAAGGAUGUCAUUAGCAGUUUGAGAGGCCCUUUAGUCAGGCAGGCUUUCGCUCCUGAAGUAACACCUGUUGUUGAGCACUAUAAUCUCUUGCCAUAUGUUGACAUUUUAUCUGAUUGGCUGAACAGGGAAGCACUUCAUGAUGGUUCGCUGCAGUUGCCAAUGCUGCAGGCAGAUGUAAACAAGAAAUGCCCAUUGUUGUCAGACAGAGUAUCCAUUGUGGAAGAUCCUAAAACUGACGAUAAAUCAGAUUGGGGUGAGCAAACAGUGGACAAGAUGAGCCACACUAAAAAUGAAACUAUAACAAAGAACAAAAAUAGUGCAUCUUCUAGGAGUGGGUCAAUACAAGCUGCUUGUAGACCAAAAGCCAAUGCUCACAUGUUGUCCAUGGAACCAGACAAAUCACCCAAAGUGGAAGAUGAGGUGGUCAGUGAUAGAUGUUUUCAGAAUGAACAAACUGUGGAUGUGUUGAGUCACAAGAGCAGGAUAAGGAAGGCAGUUACAAACAGCGUAGCAACUGAUGGACCAAAUAUGAGUGGGUCAUUCACAGUUGUGUGUAGACCUCACAGCGAGGCUGUUAAUUCAUCCUUGAAUCAGAAUCAGCAACCACUGGUUAAUAAGGAGGAUGUGUGGAGGGAAAACGACAUUUUAUAUAGUCUUACCAUUAAGAGGAAAAGGAAUAAUAUUCAGGAUACUGCAGAUGUCACUCUGCAAGGCUGUAAUGAGAAGGAAAAUAUGGCAGAUUCAGCUAAGCCAUGCACAACAAAAGGCAUAGAAGGAGAACUCCUAGGCAAAACAGAUACAGGCGAUUCUGUUCAAUGUGGAAAAGCUACUUUUGAUCUUCCACUUGUUCCUUUGCAAAUUAAUAUGGAAAACCAAAAUGCAUUUCAACUCGUCGCGUCAAAGAAAGAUGGUCUGCUACAGGCUUCCUUACGAAUUCUUCAGAAAAGACGUGAUGAUUUGUGUCAGCAACAGCGCCUCCUUGAAGAUGAAAUUGCUCAAUGUGAAAUGAACAUCCAAACAAUUUUAAGUGAAGGAGAAGAGAACUUGAAGCCAAAAGUUGAAUCAAUACUAGAAGCAUGUAAUGCUUUAUGCUCGAGUCAAAUGCAUGUGGGUACAUCUUUGUGUUCUAAAGGGGGACAAACUCAAAAAAUCACAAGGAAAAGAUUGAUGGAGGCAGUUCUCAAGUUACAGAGCUCAUGUCAGGAAUUGGAUGACAUAUGCUGUGAGAACAGCUGGACAUUACCAAGAUAUAGUGUGCUUCCAUCCAUUUCAGAUGGUAUUGGCAAUGCCUCCUACAGGAAGGUUCCAGGCCAGUGUUACAGUUAAAGGGAUGGAUUUUGAAUGCACCGUUGAUGGUGAUUUGAAGAGCAAUCCUUGUGAAGCACGGGACUCUGCAGCUACCAACAUGUUAAGCAAACUUCGCAUCAUGGCAGGCCAAGCACAGUAAUUAGUAGGCCAAACAGGUCUCCUACUUGCUUCGUCUUUAUCUGUAAACCUCUGCUAUCUCAAAGGAGCUACAGAAACGAAUUGUUUUUCUGGUGCUGUAGGUAAAAUUCUUGCAAAGUGAGGCAGUAUUAAAAGAAUAUUGAUUAUGGAUCAUUCAUAGAGCUUAACAUGUUCGUCCAACAUCAGUAACAAUCUAUGUGACAUUUCAUGAUCAAUAUCUGUUGUAUGCCUGAUAUCCAUGUCAUGGUCUAAUGCAAUGGCCUUGGUUG
Elaeis guineensis (African oil palm) is the source of this 2682-nucleotide messenger RNA. The record is from RefSeq and is a predicted model, not a curated record. Lineage: Eukaryota; Viridiplantae; Streptophyta; Magnoliopsida; Arecales; Arecaceae.